This is a messenger RNA of Monopterus albus (swamp eel), 7042 nucleotides long. RefSeq names its product contactin 6 (gene cntn6). The transcript has 24 exons. Gene Ontology annotation, molecular function: cell-cell adhesion mediator activity. The coding region runs from base 1079 to 4153 and encodes 1024 amino acids. Lineage: Eukaryota; Metazoa; Chordata; Actinopteri; Synbranchiformes; Synbranchidae. The record is from RefSeq and is a predicted model, not a curated record. Gene Ontology annotation, biological process: cell-cell adhesion; axon guidance; brain development. Gene Ontology annotation, cellular component: axon; plasma membrane.
UCUUAGAAACAGUAUUUUCAUAUUUCAUGUGUAUUCUUGAGCAAAUCCUUGGGGUCCAAAGAAUAAUUACCACUUCAAAAUUACAUCACGUUAUUUAUAUACAUGGAGUGGUGUCAAAAGGCUGUUGCUGUAUUCCCAAAGUUUUUCAACUCUAAGGAACUCGUUCAACAUGCUCACGAGUGACAGUGAGUCAGCCAGCACCCAGACUGCACAGAACACUGCUUCUGGGCUCGGAUCUGUGCUCAGAGCAGAUACAUAGAUAAUCAAAGCAUUACAGUAGGUUUUACAUUUCAAAUAACCCAAGGUGCAUUACCAGCAGUUAUUUACAGUGUAUGCACAGCUCAUUAAUUUUUAAACUGCCCCUUAAGGUCUGGUUGACAGACAAAGCUGGUAAGCAAAAGCAGGAGAAUGAACUGUUGUUGUGUUUCAAUUCACAAUAUGAAACAUAGUAAUGGCGCUGAGCAAAGUGCUUCAGAAUGCAUUAUUAAUGCACUGAUGAUACAAUAUGUAAAGGUCAUAGCGUUGUCUCUGCACACAGCCAUUCAUCACACAAUGUGUCUCCAUGUAUAUAAGAUUUGUAUCCUAUUUACAAUUUUGAUAUUUAGCUGAUUCCGAACGGAAGCUUAAAUACACGUUGGUAAAGAUUAAUGAAUUCAUUUCUACGCAAGCUCUAUUUGUAAUGGACACUCUGUAACAAUAUUAUAUUUUUUCCUGCAGACAGUACAUGUCUUUUCAGUGAAACCCUGCAGGAGAUGAAGAGACAGCUUGGCAGAUGUCUUUUCUUGCCAUGAACCUGAUGCCACUGGGAGCAGUGGGAUUCCCAGACACCGCAAAUGAGAUCGCGCAGCUGCCAUGUCUCCAUCUGUGCCUGCGAUGUGGUGAAUGUCGGAUUGCACGUACAGUCAUGGGUGAGCGGUCUGCCACUCCUGCUGUCACCAGCUUGUAGGAUCCUUCAGCCACCGAACGUCACCCCGAGGCCUUUAAAGAAAGCAAAAGCCAAACGGAGGAGCAUUUGCCCAGGAAAUAUUCUCCUCUCUGGCAACUGGAUGAGAAGAAGGAGAAUCUUUGACCUUGGAAAAUGAAGAUGUUGUUGCCAUGGGAACUGUUAAUCCUUCUGUCACUCAGAGAGUGCCUAGCUGAAAACACACGGCACGGUCCUGUCUUCACACAGGAGCCCAGCGACAGUAUUUUCCCACUGAGAACAGAUGAUAAUCAGGUGUUUAUUAAUUGCAAAGCAAAAGGAAAUCCUCUUCCACAUUAUAGGUGGAAGAUGGAUGGCAGAGAAAUAAACACAGCGUCAGAUCAAAACUACAGCCUUGUAGAGGGGAACCUGUUAAUCAAUAAUCCUCAUGUUAUCAACCAUUCAGGAGUCUAUCAGUGCAUUGCCACCAACACAUUUGGGACCAUUGUUAGCAGGGAGGCUCAAGUCCAGUUUGCAUUUUUGCAGAACUUCAGCGGAAAGUCAAGGAAUAUGGUGUCGGUGAGAGAGGGUCAAGCUGUGGUUCUGCUCUGUGGCCCUCCACCCCAUUAUGGAGAAAUCAAAUAUUCAUGGGUUUUCAAUGGACAGCGCAAGUUCCUACAACAGGAUGCCCGUCGUUUCAUCUCCCAGAGGACAGGCAACUUGUACAUAGCCAAAAUUGAGGCCUCAGACGCAGGAAACUACACGUGUGUGGUGAGAAACAUAAUGACCAAUGCCACCGUGUUCAGCUCUCCGACCCCUGUGGUCGUGCGGAGAGAUGUAGUGAUGGGUGAAUAUGAACCAAAGAUCGAGGUUCAAUUUCCUGACACCCUUCACAUCUCUAAAGGAUCAUCAGUGAAGCUGGAGUGCUUUGCCUUAGGAAACCCGGUGCCUUCCAUCUCAUGGAGAAGAGCUGAUGGAAAUCCACUCCCUGGCAAGAUCAAAAUCAACCACCCUAAUGGGGUUCUGGAAAUUCCAUAUUUUCGCCUGGAGGAUGCUGGUGUAUACGAGUGUGUAGCGGAAAACAGCAGAGGACGAAGCGUUGCCAGAGGGCAACUUAUAUUCCACAAUGUUGAACAUUUACAUUGGAUCCAGACACUGAAAGAUGCUCAUAUGGUAAUAGAUGCUAAUCUACAAUGGGAGUGUAAAGCCGUUAGUAAGCCAAGACCUACAUACAGAUGGUUAAAGAAUGGUCAGCCACUGACAGCAGAGGGGAGGAUCCAUGUGGAAGCUGGUAGACUGACCAUAUCCAGGAUUAGUCUGUCGGACUCCGGGAUGUAUCAGUGUGUGGCAGACAAUGAACAUGGAGCUGUCUAUGCCAGCGCUGAGCUCAAGGUUGUUGCCUCCCCACCUGACUUCACCCGGCGGCCCGUGAAGAAGUCCACAGUGGUUCAGAGGGGGGGUGAGGUGGUCCUGGAGUGUCGCCCCCACGCUUCCCCCAGGGCUACAAUCACUUGGUUGAGAAGGGGAGAACUCCUGAAGGACGGCAAGAGACAGACUAUCACAGAGGACGGGACUCUGCGUAUCACCAACAUCUCCAAAUCCGAUGGAGGCAGUUACACAUGUGUGGCCAGAAACCAGUUCGGAACAUCCAGCAGCACAGGAACACUGGUGGUGAAAGAGCCCACCAGGAUCAUAGUUCCACCCAUGAGUUUGGAUGCCACGGUGGGGCAGAGCCUUGUGCUGCCAUGUGAGGUGUCCAGUGAUUCGUCCCUGAGCCCCAUCUUCAAGUGGUUUUUCAAUGGCAAAGCCAUUGAUUUCAGCAGGCAGGAGCACUUUGAAAUGAUUGGAGGGGGAUUUGUAGGUGACCUGAUGGUGAGGAGUAUCCAGCUGAAGCAUUCUGGAAAGUAUGUGUGUAUGGUGCAAACUGAAGUUGACACGGUUUCAGCCGGAGCAGACUUAAUUGUCAGAGGACCUCCUGGUGCCCCAGAGGGCCUGGUGGUGACUGACAUUACUGACACCACUGUGCAAUUGUCCUGGGGAUCUGGACCUGACAACCACAGUCCUGUUACCAUGUACAUGGUGCAGGCGAGGACCCUCUUCUCUAUAGGCUGGCAGACUGUGAGAACAGUUCCUGAUUCUGUGCCUGGACAGAUGAUGUAUGCGACAGUGAAAGAUUUGAACCCCUGGGUGGAUUAUGAAUUCAGGGUGGUGGCAAUCAACAGUGUUGGUGUAGGAGAACCCAGCACGCCAUCAAAACAGAUUCGAACCAAAGCAGCAGCUCCCAAGGUUGCACCAGUUAAUGUGAGUGGCGGUGGAGGAGCUCGAGGAGAACUUGUCAUCAUGUGGGAGCCAGUUCCAGAGGAACAGCAGAGCGGAGAGGACUUUGGCUAUGUCGUGGCUUUCCGCCCACUUAGCAGCAGCACCUGGAUCCAGACAGUCUUGGCAUCAUCUGAUGCAUCCAGAUAUAUUUACAGAAAUGACAGCAUCCCACCCCUGUCCCAGUUUGAAGUAAAAGUGGGAGUAUUCAACAGCCUGGGAGAGGGGCCGUUCAGCCAUGUUGUUAAAGUGUUUUCAGCAGAGGAAGAGCCCUCUGAGGCACCAUCAAGAGUUUGGGCCCAUGCUGUGUCAGCCUCGGAGAUCAAGGUGUACUGGAAACCAAUUCGCCCUGGGUCCAGCACAGAGAAGAUCAUUGCAUAUGAGGUUCUCUUUUGGGAGGAAGGCUCUCAGCAGAGUGAAGCAGACAUAGUGAAGGUUAUCAACACCACAGCUCUGCUGUCUGGCUUGAAGGGCAGCACAGUCUAUCUGAUCUCAGUCAGAGCUCAAAACAGCGCUGGACUUGGACCCUGUAGCCCUGCUUUUAACAUCACCACCAAGAAACCACCACCAAGUCAGUCUCCAGGGAAUAUUGAGUGGAACCUGACCAACUCUAAGAUCUUUCUAAAUUGGGAACAUGUCAAAGCAAUGGAAAAUGAGUCUGAGGUGACAGGAUACAAGGUUGUCUACCGUCAGAAAUGGCAUGGCAGGACUACUGUACUGGAAACCAAUAAGACCAGUGUGGAACUGGAAAUCCCUUCUGGAGAGGACUAUCUCAUUGAGAUCAAAGCUCUGACUGAAGGAGGUGAUGGCACGAGCAGUGGCCCCAUCCACAUACCAAAGAUGUCCAGUCUUAACUCAAAAGGAUGUGUGUGUCCAGUUCCAAUGAGGAUCAUCUGUUUUAUGAUCUGUUUUUUAUUUUUUAUGUUCAUCUUGUAGCUUUUGAUGCCUUUGUAUUUAACUCUAGUUAAUAGAGUGAAUGCAGUUUAUGAUUCUCUUCUGUAUGUACAAUUUGUGGAAUGCGCUGCUAACUAGAAAGUUGCUCAGCCACUGACUUGCAAACCCAAACCUGAGGAUGGGAGCAUUCUGACAGGUUGUCAGAUGCCUGCAAAUUUGUUGUUGGACUGGUAUGCACAAGCAGCAGCACAGUUACAACACACUUUCAUUUGCCUAUUUUCAGGACCACUGCAAUCCUCUAGGAUCUAUGUGUUUGAUAAACACAGAAAGAUGAAUUUCUUAUCUUUAGUUCUAAAAUGAACUCAAGCACAGGUUCAUGUUCCAGUUUCCCUACUCCGCCAUUGGUUUCCACCAUUUUUGCCUCAAGUUCCAAGUGUUUUCUUGGUUUGCUGCGACCUCAUUGAAUGUUACAGACCAGUUAUAUUUACUUCACUAACUACAUUCAUGCUGUUUGAAAAUGGAGGGUUCAGCGCAGUUUACUUUGUGCUUUUCAUUUGGAAUUAACAUGUAAAUCUUUGACAUUUUUUUACUACUGGCCAAAGCUAAUUUUCUUUGUUGGUAAAGAAUUUGACAUUUUAACAAUUAUUUUUUCUAGCUUUUCUUCCCAGUCUAUAUACCGAGCUGUUUACCGAGCUAAGCUAAUCAACUCAAAUGGAUUGAUUUUCAUGUCUAAAUCUCAGCGAUAGAGUAAAAAAUUACAUUUUUCAAAAUGUCAGUUACAAGUUGUGCAAGUAUCAUGGGAAGCGUCCCCCAAACAUGGCUUUAAAGAGUACUCCACCAAUUUAACAUUCUGUAACACUGUCAGCCACAGUAGAUGUUGAUGCAGCUGAACCAGAGAUAUUGUCUUUUUAUUGAACACAUUCUUCCUCCUUGUGAAAACCUGCCUACAUUACAAGCAAUGAAAUUCAACAACUGAGAGUUCAGUCAGAAAUUUGAGCGUUUUAUGCUAGUCCAGCUAAUGUAGCCUCAAGCAGAGAUGAGUAGCAGACUGACUUUACUUUUUUUUCCCCCUUUUUGUCUUAAGACCUAAUUUACACUGCUGACGUGACAUUAACAGGCCCCUCUCUAGCCACAAAAGACUUUGUAUAGCUAUUUUCCACAUAUAAAGUAAUACUUUCCGUGACCCAUAAACAGUUUUUGGUGUCUGAAAUGAGUAACCCUUUAAAUUAGUUUUAACUUAAUGGGUAAUACAGCCCAAGCAGUGGAACAUGGUGAAAACAUUUAAUAAGAGAUCAGUAAUCGGCUCAUCUAUUACUAUUGCUGGAUUAUUAAAUAUACUGUUGUGUCCCAUACUAGUUAGCAGUGCUGCUGCUGUUGCCUACACAUUCAGCACUCCAUGUUUCACUCUGUAUCAAACUGUUUAGGUAAGAUGUGUAACCAAACCUUGCCACAGGUGUCACCAAAUCCAUCCAAAUACACAAUCCUGGCAAUCAUGAUUAACAGCUUAAACACAGCCUACAUCAUCCCCAGAGUCAUAACAGCUGUAAUUUUCUUCUCUGCUGAUUUUAUGCAAGAAAACAUUGAACAUUUGGAUUUGUUACUAAAAUGGAAUGCCCAUUGGAAAAAGUGCUCCAGAAGUUCUGCUUUGCCUUACAUAGUUAAUAUUUUUCAAGCCUGCUGUUAACCAGUCUUUAAAAUAUAUAGAUUGCAAUUAUUUUGCAAAAGGGUAGGCAUAUCACACAUAGACUAUAGAAUGUUAUCAACUUAUUAGUAAGAGUUUUAUGUGAAGAAAGUUGUAGUGAGGAAAUUUACAAAAUGAUGGCAUAAAAAGGUCAAACAAAAAAUACCUCCCACAUAAAUGUAUUACAACUUCAAAAAAUGAAGAAUUGGUAUGUGUAAAAGUUCUCCUGUGUUUUUGUUAAACAUUAGCCUCCAUCAUAACAAUAAACUCAUAACAUAAAUUGAAAAAUGAAACUGCCUUUCACCUAGUUGCACAAGUAUGAAUUGAUCAAAGAACCUACAUACAAUUUUUGUCCAAUAUGAAUAGGACAUUUUUGAAAAAAAACACUUUCAUAGCUCGCUAUUUAACUUACCUUAACUCUGCUUUAGUACAGGACAAAUUAUCAUGUUAAAAAUAAAAACAUUAAAUAUUUUUCAGAUAAUGAUACAACAUUAUUAUGUUCCCACCAAGACGUAGCUGCCUGAUACAAAAUAGUUCUAGCUGUACAUAAUUUGUAGGAGGCCGGUUUUCAGUUAGUUGCUGCUUUUAUACAUUUCACUAGUGAUUAUUUAAAGGUAUAAAAGUGAGUUCACAAAAGCUGCAAUGAUGAACUAUUCAAACAGGCUACUGUAAUAUUUUGCAUUUGGGAUGUGUUUGCUAUGCAUAGCCAUUUUUUAUUAUUUUGUAAUGACACUCAUAGGGUCAGUUAUUUCAACAUGUGCAACAUUAUGGGGACACCACAUUUUAUUAUUAAGUUUUUACAUACUGAUCACAAGACAUGUUCACAACACAUCUGUAAAAAGUAAGAAAUAAGGAGGAAACCCCGGUGUUGAAAUGAUAUACUUCAGAGAGCAGAACUGUUUGUCCCGCAUGCCUUUUUGUGUACUUUAUUUUUAAUUUUAAUGACUGAAAUGCUAAAAAUGUUAUUUUUUUCUAAAUACAUUUUACUAGCACCGUUAGUAUUGUUUGCUGUAAGCAAUUUAUAAACAUCCUACAGUUCUACAUGAACUCUACUGUAUACCAGUCCAAACCUGUUGCUUUCAAAACCUGAAAUCCCUUUACAUUUUCUUAUUCAGUUUUCCAAUAUAAUAUCAAAUUAUGAUGUCUCAACUUUGUAUUUAAGCUCAUUUAUUGUUAAUCUGCUUUCUGUAACUAAAACUGCAAGUUGUUAUGUAAUACCAUUGUAUUUAUAUAAUGAUAUCUCUGUGAGA